Pundamilia nyererei is the source of this 915-nucleotide messenger RNA. It is a transcript of the gene tbata, whose product is annotated as thymus, brain and testes associated. NCBI's taxonomy places the organism in Eukaryota, Metazoa, Chordata, Actinopteri, Cichliformes, Cichlidae. The transcript is spliced from 7 exons. The record is from RefSeq and is a predicted model, not a curated record. The coding region runs from base 1 to 915 and encodes 304 amino acids.
AUGUCGAGAGCACACAGCCUGGAAUCGAGGGGGAUGACAGCUGAAGGGAAAUUCGCUCAGAUUAACCAUUUCCCAUUCACUCCUAAAUUUACCAAUACGCUUACAAAAAGCAGUCCAUGUUUUGGUGCCUUGAGUCACCACUCAUUCUUCUCCCGGCACAACCCUCAUCCACACAGGAUGAGGCAUAUUCAAGGAUUCACAGGCAGACCAAUUUGCAUGGUAAGAGAUGAUUGGUGUGUCACGUCAUCGUUAUUUCCUCAUCCACUUCUCAAGAGCCACAUAAACAGGAAAGCAGCAGAGCCAGCUUUUCAGCUUGCUCAAAAUCUUUAUGGAGUCUGCGGAGACAAAACUAAAUCAGAAGAUUUCAUACUGGAAAAAUGUAUCCAUGUACUGCAGGAACAACCAGAGGAAAAGUUUGUCCGACGAAAGACUCAAUAUUCAGCUCAGACUGGCAGACUUAUUCCUCCAUCCUCCAAGUCCUACCUGCGCAAAUCUCAAUACCAGCGCAUGAGCCAUCCUCAACCCUUCCAUGAUCAAGAACUUAUGGUUUUGGAGAUACUUUGUCAGAUCCUGCAGACAGACUCUCUCUCCACAGUGCAGCAGUGGCUUCUUCUUUCAGGCCAAAGAGAAAAAGAUCUGGUGAUGGGGAUGAUCAGACAAGCUCUGGACGGUGUCGACCUCUCUGUCCGUAACUUCCAGCAGCUACAGGCGUUUCAUCCAGGAGCGUCUCUGUCUGUGUAUGCGGCAUCAUUUGAGCAGCCAUGGGGAAAACCACACAGGAGGAGUUCACACCAAGUCAAUCAAACUGCCAUUGAUGAAAAACCAGAGCGGAUUGGUGAUGCAGAAGUCCUGGCAGUCCAUUCAGAGGCCGAAAGUGUUCAGGUUCCUUCACUUCAGGAGGGGGAUAAUGCAUAG